UGUUUCCGUGAGUGGCCGCUGCGCACUCGGCACUGGGCGGCGCUGGCUGGCUCCCUGGCUGCGGCUCCUCAGUCGGCGGCGGCUGCUGCUGCCUGUGGCCCGGGCGGCUGGGAGAAGCGGAGUGUUGGUGAGUGACGCGGCGGAGGUGUAGUUUGACGCGGUGUGUUACGUGGGGGAGAGAAUAAAACUCCAGCGAGAUCCGGGCCGCGAACGAAAGCAGUGACGGAGGAGCUUGUACCACCGGUAACUAAAUGACCAUGGAAUCUGGAGCAGACAACCAGCAGAGUGGAGACGCUGCUGUAACUGAAGCUGAAAGUCAACAAGUGACAGUUCAAGCCCAGCCACAGAUUGCCACAUUAGCCCAGGUAUCCAUGCCAGCAGCUCAUGCAACAUCAUCUGCUCCCACUGUAACCUUAGUGCAGCUGCCCAAUGGGCAGACAGUCCAGGUCCAUGGGGUUAUCCAGGCGGCCCAACCAUCAGUCAUUCAGUCUCCACAAGUCCAAACAGUUCAGAUUUCAACUAUUGCAGAAAGUGAAGAUUCACAGGAGUCUGUGGAUAGUGUAACUGAUUCCCAAAAACGAAGAGAAAUCCUUUCAAGGAGGCCUUCCUACAGGAAAAUUUUGAAUGACUUAUCUUCUGAUGCACCAGGGGUGCCAAGGAUCGAAGAAGAGAAGUCAGAAGAGGAGACUUCAGCCCCUGCAAUCACCACUGUUACAGUGCCAACCCCAAUUUACCAAACUAGCAGUGGGCAGUAUAUUGCCAUUACCCAGGGAGGAGCAAUACAGCUGGCUAACAAUGGUACCGAUGGGGUACAGGGCCUGCAGACAUUAACCAUGACCAAUGCAGCUGCCACUCAGCCGGGUACUACCAUUCUACAGUAUGCACAGACCACUGAUGGACAGCAGAUUCUAGUGCCCAGCAACCAAGUUGUUGUUCAAGGUACUCAAAAAAUUGUAAAGCAGGAUGUCAGUGAAUUUGAAUUCUCAACGUCAGUUUGAAUAUGCUGCCUCUGGCGAUGUACAAACAUACCAGAUUCGCACAGCACCCACUAGCACCAUCGCCCCUGGAGUUGUUAUGGCAUCCUCCCCAGCACUUCCUACACAGCCUGCAGAAGAAGCAGCACGAAAGAGAGAAGUUCGUCUAAUGAAGAACAGGGAAGCAGCACGAGAAUGUCGUAGAAAGAAGAAAGAAUAUGUCAAAUGUUUAGAGAACAGAGUGGCAGUGCUUGAGAACCAAAACAAAACAUUGAUUGAGGAGCUAAAAGCACUUAAGGACCUUUACUGCCACAAAUCAGAUUAAUUUGGGAUUUAAAUUUUCACCUGUUAUGGUGGAGAAUGGACUGGAUUGGCCACAACCAGAAAGACAAAUAAACAUUUAUUUUCUAAACAUUUCUUUUUUUUCUAUGCGCAAAACUGCCUGAAAGCAACUACAGAAUUUCAUUCAUUUCUGCUUUUGCAUUAAACUGUGAAUGUUCCAACAACUACUUCCACUUCUGCCCUCAAGAAAUGUGCAGCGCCAGGAAUCAUGAAGAGACUUCUGCCCUCGUCUCCACCACCCUCAAGAAGUAAUCAUUUGCUUAUUUGUAAAUUGUUGGGGGAAACAAGAAAAAUGAAAUCUUGUCUUUCUUAUUUUUGUUUUAGGUUUGUUUUGUUUGUUUUCUUUUCUUUUUAAUGAUUUCAAGGUUUGUGCUGAGCUCCAUGAUUGCCUUAGGGACAAUUAAUUACCCAGUCUCCUGAGCUGAAGUAAUGUGUGGGACUCAUAAGGAAAGUAAGUAAGGUGCAAUGAAGAAGUGUUGAUUGCCAAACUGAUGAUUUUACACUUUCAUUGUGAAUUAUGUAAAACUAUUAAAGACAUCCUUAUAUAAGGAUCUUAGUGUGAUGCUGAGGAGUAAAGUUUCUAUGUAUGUUCUUUUCUUCAGUACUGACAACACGUUGUCCUUGGUUCUGAGAAGCAUUUGGUAUUAGCUACAGCUCUUCUCUAGGGCAGUUGUUGCUUCUUACUUCAGUUCUAUGUGUUCAGCAAUUUGAAUACAUUAAAAGAAGUAACCAACUGAAUGGAAAGCAUAGUAUUGAAUUUUGAGUUAAGUUAAAAUCAUAGUAUAUAUAAAGCUUAUUUUGGUUAGUACUAAAUCUUAAUGAACAGGUGCUGGCCCGGGAGCCAACUCCUUGAGUUAUAUAAUAAGGUUUUUAAUAAAUAAAAACUUUCAUCCUUGCUCUCAAAAUCCUUAUACUGUCACUCAUUUACCUGAAAAAUUAUUUCUAACUCACUGUUGCAUUUAUGCUGUGCGACCAACAGGAACAUUUUCAAGAUGUCCAAGCAAAGUGAUUGCCCUCAGAAAGUACUAAAUUGACAAACUUUUCUAUAUUCACGUAUUUUUAUCAGAAAAUCUCUUGGAAUUUUUUUAAGUCAAAGAAGUUACAAGGAUGUGCUUCUAAAAUGUGUAAACUGCACACAAAAAAAGUAAUUUUCUUCAGGCAUUGUAGUGUGCUAUGGUACAAUAUUUGGCAAAACACUUUUUUUUCUCCCAAAAACGGUGGUACUACUUUAACUAUCCCAAUGCUGUUCUGUUUCUAAGAAUGCUCCCUGCUUAAAUCUUUACUCAUAGUCUGCAUUUAUGUGUAACACUGUUUCUGAUAAGACUUAGUAAUAAUUCUUUUUGUUUUUCAUUAAGCCUGAUAAAAAUCUUAAGAGUUACUUCUUUAAAAGACAAAUAUGAGGGGAGUGGAGGCUGGCAUGUUAGAUUACUUCAUGUUUGAGGAAGGACUCAGACUCAGAAGGGUGUUUUAUAUUUGCUUUGGGAUAUUAAGAAAGUUAAUGUCAGUAUAUAUAUGAGCGUAAGAUGUUUGGCCCAUUUUUAAAAUAAGACUUUAGGUUGCUAUCUGUAAAUGUUGUAUGUUGUUUGUAACAAACCAUUGUCUUUUUUCAAGGAUGACCAGUUUGUGAAGGAACAUCAUUCUAAGAGUUGAGUGAUGUAAUAAUCCUUAUGUCUGGACAGUUCACCAGAUUCUCCAGAAGGCUUUCAAACGACUAAAGUUUGAUGUUUGUCCUGCUGAGCUUACUGGGAAAGAGAUAGCAUAAAAACUGUCUGUACCAGCAUGUAGAUGUAUCAUUUGCUAAACUUGGUGAAACAAAAAUGAAGCAGAAUCAUAAAUCUGUCAACAAACUGGAAUGACUUCAUAUUAAGUCAGAAUGUCAGAUUGAGCAUUUUAAAUGUCACAAGUGGAAAAUUUGCCUAGUAUGUAUAAGUUGUAAUUUGUAAGUGUCUGUCUUCAAAAGUUGAGGCUUUCUACAUAAUGAGGAAAUUGGUGGUCUUCUUAACCCUUUAGAGACCAAGGCAGUCUCAGUCAUACUUAAUACUUGGAUGGAUAUUAAUUUACAGAGGCCUGGGCCUUUAUGCUUGGAACAUGACUGGGUUUGACACCAGUUACUUAAUAAUGUGAGAAAUAUAUGGUGUUGUGAAAUCUGAAUUUGAAAUUUCAGUUCAUACAGAAAGAAAUCAAGCCUCUUUAAUGCAAGCUGGAUUUUUUUUAAAAAAAAAAUUGAGAAUUAGAAAAAAACAAACAAACUUGCUUUUGAGCUACGUGGAAAAUCUUUAUUAAGAAGAUGACAUAAUUUUUUAAAAACUCUUAUAUCCAAGAUUGUAUGUGGCCACAUUACCGGUAAUGUUUUUCUCUUCAUAUUGGCCAAAAGGGAAUGAAAAUGUCAUAGGAAUCUGUACAUAUGCUACUGAUUUGCCUAGAAAAUAGCAAGUUUGGUAUUGCUCACUUUGCAUAUAUAGUGGCACUUUUAUCUAUAGGACAGAUUAACUCUAAUAAAAAUGAAAUGGGGAGGGGUUUAUUUUUGAUAUUACUGAGUUUUCAAGCUUUGAUAGUGUUUAACUGAAAAAUGGUUUAGAAAGGGCUAGAUCCAAUAUGUUCAUAUUUAAAAAAUUGAUAUGAGAUACAAUUUAAGUUCUUUAUCAAAAGCAAGUACCAUAUUAGCAACCAUCAUAUUGUCCUAGGUGCUGUGCUUGUUUAGAUGUUACAGAGUGGGUGGGGAAGUGGCAUUUUGUAAUAUAUGUGUACAUAUAUACAUACAGUAUAUCAUCUAAAUGCUCUGAGAGCUGUUAUGUCAGGAAUGCUGAGUGUUACAGUGUAUUGAGGUCAGAUGAGAUCCCACUCUCCUGUACAUUCUCCUGCAUCUCUUCUGGUGUUUCAGUGACUGUAUUACUUCAGCACUCACAACUGGGUUUUCUCUUUUCUUCCAGUUUUUUAUUAGUUUUUUUUUUUUUGGUUGUUGUUGUUUGGCUUGAUCCUUUUGAGUGUGUUACCAGUCACUUGAAAACUCCUAAACCCCAAAGCUUUUUUUUUCCCCUGCUUUGUUUCUGGCAGCUAUAAAAUUGGUAAGAACAUUUUGAAAAUAGCUUUUAAGAGACUUGUUUCAAGAAUCAUUUUGGACAAAGACUUCUGGUGUUUCAUUUGAACAGAGAUUUUUGUCAAGAUGUGUUAUGAUGGUAAGUCAGCAAGCAGUGCUAGUGUCUAAAGCACAAAACCAGUCAGUUAGGCUGUCCAAUCAGAAGUCCUCUUGGCUGAAGUUGGUCUGUCUCUCAGGACUCCUCCUACUGUUUUCAACCUUUUAGAGUGACAUGGAAUCAUACAAAUAUUGGGGCUUAGAAACAAACAUUUAUAUAACCUGGAAUGUUUUUCCUUCUUGAAGUGACUUCGAUCUCUAUGUUAUAGUCUUUCCUGUUUAGGAGGCUUUAAUCCUCUGUCAACCCCAGUCAGCUAGUAACACAAAUUGGUUUCUCUACCAAUAGCUGCUUCAUUUUCAGUUCCUUCCAGAGGCUUUUGUUUUGCCUUUGUAACACUGAAAACUAUUGGUAUAUCAUUCUUCGGGGCCCAAUACAAAGGUUGUAUAUUUACUUGGGGUUGUAUUUACAUUAAUUCUUUGUAAAUGUUCAGUGUAACUUGCACUUUUUUUUAAUGACCCAGUUUGGGUAUCAGCAACUUGGGAAAUUCCUCAUCAGUGAGUUCUCAGCUGACCCUUUUGUCUUCCUCCUCUUCAAAUCAUGACUCCUUAAUGGAAGCUUUUCACUGAUUACAAUAUCAUAGCUAGCCUUAAGCAUGUUAUAAAAGCUAAAUAUCUGGGAAUUAGAUUUGACUAAUGAAGGAAAAAUAAGUACUUAUAAUUUUAAAUUUCAUCCUCACUUCAACAUUAGUUCUAUGUAGAGUAUGCCAAAAAAUUUCAGAAGAUUACAAACCUUGUUAAAGCAAUUAAUUUAUUGUCAUCAUGGGAGACCAUGUAAUCAUUGUUACUAAAUCAUUUUAAUUUGGCUUUGUUAACUUAUGAGAAAUGCUGCCUAAACUUGACUGGUUUCUGACUGAGGGGAGUAAAGUAUGCUUUGUUAGGCCUGUAGGCGAAUCAUUCUAGAAUAAACUUGUUCACUGAGAUGUACAAAGCACAACUAGAGUUUGGGGUGGCUUGUGUGUGUCUUGAUUACUUUCAAUGUUAAUAAUGUUGACUUUUUAAGUUAACAGUCACUGUUAUGUACUAGGAACUGGUUUCCUUGACUUUCUAGAAUCAAUGGCCAAGAGAGGCAUAUAAUCCUUGAGGGGUUGAAGGUAUCAUGAAGUUGAGUCAGUAUGGAAGAAUUUCAAACAAAUCAAACAGGGUGCUGAAGUUCCGGCUGACUCAUCUGCUCAUGGUAUGCUUACUGAUUAGUGAAUGUAGUUUUAAGCCUUUGUAUGUGUCCUCAGGGGCUGACAAACUUUAACAAGGACCAGAUAACAUUUGAAUGGAGGAAUUAUAUUUCAGGUGUUUUAGCUUGAAAUUUAUUUUUUAAAAAAAGAAAAAUUAAAAAAAAAAAGAGAGAGAGAGAGAGAGAGCAAAGUUUGGGAAGCGAGUUGGCAGUAGAGAGCAGGCAGAGCUGGUGAUCUGUGGUGGGCCUGUCCACUGCUGCAGUGGGGCGGGUCCCAGCUGGUGAUCCGCGGUGGGCCUGUCCACUGCUGCAGUGGGGUGGGUCCCAGCUGGGUAAAUGUUAAAUUGUUACCAGCAAGUAAAGGAAGAUGAGUAAUCUAUAGGAAGUAUCUGAGAAGGGCCAAACAAGAGACUCCGACUUCCCCAGGCAUGAUUUACUACUGCCCAUAGAAGUAUAGCAUUUCUAAACUUCUGUCUAAGGGACAUCUCCAGAGAUAAGAGUAAGUCUGAGAUAUUGAAAAAAAUCAGUAGGGAAGAAAGAUCACUGCAGAUCAUAAUCUAUGUUGGCCACAUGAAAUGAUUUAUUAUAUUUGGGAAGUUUUAUUUUCUUAUGUUUUUUAAAAUUGAAUUGGUAAGUGCUUUAUAGACGUAUUUUUACCCAGGUGCCACUUCAAUGUGUAUGUAAUAAAAUUAUUUAUAUUAAAAGUGGGAAAUUUGUCAACAUUUUUCUGUGUGUGUAGAUUUAUUAGGACGGUGAAGAAGUGUGCUAGUUAGCAGUUUCCUGUGUAAAGCUGUCUCUACUGAUCUGUACACAUCGGUUAUAGUGCCCCAGUAGAAGGGAUCAUUUCCAACCUAGACAUGUCACUUGAAACUCUUGAAAAACAAAAUAACCAGGGAAGUCCAAGAAUGGUAUUUGGCUUUUUGGUUUUUCCUUGAGUACUGGAGUAGAGAAUACCUCCCCAGAACUGUCAGCACAAAACAGGGUAUCAGCUUUAACUCUGAUGUUCCUAUUGGAGUAGAGUACUAAUAGCUAUGAGAAGGGAAAUACAUUUCUAGUAACCUUCCCUACAGUCUAGAAACAUCCCUGUUUAAAUUUUUUACCUAAGUCUUCUUGUGCUUUAUGUGUAAAGAAUAAAAGUACCAAGACACCAUGCAUUUUAUUAACACUAUGUACAUACUGGCUGCUUUGUGUUCAGAAUGGUAGCAGUUACUUUGUAUAUUAAAGUGAUCCUUGUGAAUUUGUGAAAUAUUGUCAUAAAGUGCUUUUCUUACUGUAAUCUUUGUGGUAUCAACUGUCAUAAUGCCCUUUUUACACAGACAUUUAUGUGCAGUCACAUAAACAUGCUUUUUAAAACUC
This is a messenger RNA of Grammomys surdaster, 7033 nucleotides long. RefSeq names its product cAMP responsive element binding protein 1 (gene Creb1). The record is from RefSeq and is a predicted model, not a curated record. The transcript is spliced from 9 exons. The coding region runs from base 964 to 1299 and encodes 111 amino acids. Gene Ontology annotation, biological process: regulation of transcription by RNA polymerase II. Lineage: Eukaryota; Metazoa; Chordata; Mammalia; Rodentia; Muridae. Gene Ontology annotation, molecular function: protein binding; cAMP response element binding; DNA-binding transcription factor activity, RNA polymerase II-specific. Gene Ontology annotation, cellular component: ATF4-CREB1 transcription factor complex; nucleus.